AUGACAGUUAAUACAACAGCUGCAGCCAUGGCUAAUGCGAGCUUUCCAGGAUUCGAAGACACUCUUCCUAAAAAGAUCAUCAARGUAAWGAUGUACUGCAUCCUACUUGUAGUCUCAUUCACUGGUAACCUGCUUAUUGUCUGGGCAACAAGUAGAGACAUUCGACUGAGAAAUACGACCAAUAUUCUGAUUGCCAACAUGGCGGUCAGUGACCUUCUCGUUCCUUUAUUCGCGAUACCAAGAUAUAUCGUAUAUAUCAUCUUCGAUAGACCUAUUUGGCUGAUUGAUGGUAACUUUGGACUUGCUCUUUGUAAGCUAACAACUUAUCUCCAAGACGUUUCUUUGAGUGUUUCGAUUUACAGCUGUGUGUUUCUUGCUCUCGAUCGCUUCUACGCUGUAGUUCAUCCACUCAGAGGAGGAAGAUUUCGCACUAAUUCUUUUUCUCUUGAGAAUGUGGCACCAGUUGAACAGGGAGAAGUCAAURUGAAUGCGAUUAAUGAACUUAAUUAA
Molecule: messenger RNA, 510 nt
Organism: Actinia tenebrosa (Australian red waratah sea anemone)
Lineage: Eukaryota; Metazoa; Cnidaria; Anthozoa; Actiniaria; Actiniidae
Product: neuropeptide Y receptor type 6-like
Biological process (GO): G protein-coupled receptor signaling pathway
Cellular component (GO): membrane
Molecular function (GO): G protein-coupled receptor activity
Source: RefSeq, a predicted model, not a curated record